AUGUUGUCCGUCUCCGCGGUAACCGCGGCCACAGUCCUGAGCCGCGCAGCGGAGGCGAUGGCGGGGGGUCCAGAGCCCGAGCGUAAGUGCGCGCCCGGCGCUCUGUGUUUGCAGGCUGAGGUCUGUGGGACCUGCGGUUUGCCCAGACCCCGAGCUGCUCCCAACCCGGGGUGGAAAACGAAAACCUUGCUGGGGCUGCCCCUCAGCCCCGGGUGCCCAGGGAGUGGGACUGCGUCUGGGGACGCGGUGCCACCUCCGAAAGCCCGGGAGCCACACUCUGGGGAAGCAGGUCGUAUGCGCGCGUGCGUGCCGCUUUACGUGAGAUGGAAACACUGUGGGGUGCAAGGUGAUAGGCCUUUAUGCAAUCUAACAAAGCUUUUGAACAAACUUCAGAAAGAUCACAGAGAUGACAUCUAUCUCUACACCUCUGGGCACUUGAAUUCCAAUAAGCUCUACAGGCCUCCUGAGACAAUCCUUUAUCACUGGCCCAAUGCCAAUAGACCAAAAGGGGAAAAAAUCUUCAAAGUAGAGAAACCAUCUGAUAAGAAGAUUGCAAAGAUGAAAGAUGCUUUGGCUUAUUUUACCAUCAAUACAGCUCUGAGUCCAAAAGAUGUCCAGACCACACCACUAUUCAGGUAUUUGGACCCUCUGGAGCCUAUUUCCCGCACUUCAGAAGAGGACUUCAUUCCAAGGAAGGCUCCAGGAAAAGAGGCUUCUGCAGAACUGCGGAGGAGAGAAGAGUUGAGAUUGCCAGAGAUGAAGGUUCUCAAGUACAGAACAGUGGAGUCCAGCCGUCAGUGUGUGAUGUCUCCCCCACCCAAGGAUAAGUACCAGUACAUCAGCUCCUACCUAGCUGGUAUUACAAAGACAGACAAGUACAGAAAGUUCCUGUGCUUCCAAAAAGAAGUUCUUGCAAAGCAAGAUCUCAUGAAGCACGAUUUCACUGGGAGAAAGGCAGCGAUAUGCCAUGAAAAGAAGUUGGAACAGGAGCUCCAGAAAGUGUGCAUAUGUGAACCUCAGCAGUUCAACAGACUGCACAUCUUUGGAGAAGUCUUUGAAGAUAUUUGCAAUAGUUCUUUGAUAUUUGGUGACAUCUUGAAAGAAGUCAAGGAUGAAUAUGAACUCUACAUGGCAAUCCUUCUGCAGUCCCAGGCCACGUCCCAGGACAAGACUCUGCUGGCUAAUGCCAAGGGGCUGGAGAGGAGAUCAGUGAAGACUGCAGAUGUCACCCAAGCCAAGGAGGAACUGAGGGCGAUGGUGGCAGCCACCAAAGCAGCCAUGGAGCAUAAUGACAAACUCAGAAGCGAACUCGAGAGGGAGCAAACACUGCUGCAAUCUGCUAAGGAAAAAUCAGCAUUAUCUAAGAAAGAUGUAAUGGAUGAGGAUCACCUCACUCUAAUUGAGAAGGUCGAAAAGAAGAGGUGUGAAAUACUUAAUAAAUGGGAUGAAAUUCAAGCUCUUGAAAGAGAAAUCAAAACAACUUUGCUUCAUACGGGAAUUUCACAUAUCACUGAGAAUAGGAUUAAAAGCAUAGAGACUGAAGCUAUAAAAUUGGAAACAGCAAACAGAAUUUUAAAGAAGAAAAUGCAUGUUAUUGAAAGCCAGGUGAAGCAGACCAUGGAGAAGAGUAAGAUGAGCGAGGAGGGGCAGCGGAACCUUUGGGAUUUUAUUAAAGAAUUUGUAAACUUAAAGGAAACAGAAACUAACUCAAGUGAUUGGAAAAUGACCUAUGAAAAUUCAUAG
Molecule: messenger RNA, 1743 nt
Organism: Neogale vison (American mink)
Lineage: Eukaryota; Metazoa; Chordata; Mammalia; Carnivora; Mustelidae
Gene: C1H6orf118
Product: chromosome 1 C6orf118 homolog
Exons: 10
Coding region: 1-1743 (580 amino acids)
Source: RefSeq, a predicted model, not a curated record